Bombus impatiens (common eastern bumble bee) is the source of this 2023-nucleotide messenger RNA. RefSeq names its product putative phosphatidate phosphatase (gene wun). The transcript has 8 exons. Gene Ontology annotation, molecular function: phosphatidate phosphatase activity. The record is from RefSeq and is a predicted model, not a curated record. The coding region runs from base 344 to 1258 and encodes 304 amino acids. Gene Ontology annotation, biological process: phospholipid metabolic process; signal transduction; phospholipid dephosphorylation. Lineage: Eukaryota; Metazoa; Arthropoda; Insecta; Hymenoptera; Apidae.
CGAGGCGCAAAGCGCAGCCGCAGUCGUCGCUCGGAUCUCGAUCGGGCCGGUUGCGUACUGUGUUUGUAGGUAGAUUCGCGAGCUACCAACAAGCGUCGUUUAGUCCAUUCCGAGCCGUGCAAUCGAGAUGGUCUUUUUCCUAGUUUUUCUAUAUGACCACGCGUAAGCAUUGCUCUUCUGCGUGUGUUUGUUUUGCUCCUAACAUUUAUCUAUCUCGCGACCGUGUAACGACAUUUAAGUAACGAUCGUUCGUUCGUUCGUUCGUUCGUUCUUCCUUUUAAGACUUUAAGAAAGUGAGACAGAGAGACAACGAGAUAAAAAGAGUACUAUAAUUCAAAUCAUCAUGGAUCGAUCGUCGAAAAUGAUUCUACGAAAGAUCAUUAUAGAUUUCGUGUGCUUGCUUAUUGUGGGUGGUGCGGUGCUGAUGUUUUUCCUGUUCGGCAAACCGUACAAGCGUGGAUUCUUCUGCAAUGACGAGUCGUUAUAUCAUCCGUUCCACACGUCGACUGUAACCAGCGCGAUGCUCUACGUCAUCGGUCUUUUACUUCCUAUAUGCACGAUGAUAAUCGGAGAGUAUCUUUACGCGAGGCAUUGUGACGCGGAUUCGACGAAGAUAUUGUUUGGCUACAACAUACCACCAUGGUUAUGGGGUGCAUAUGAAAAGAUUGGCGUAUUCGGUUUUGGAGCAGCAACGACUGUUUUAAUCACCGACAUCGCCAAAUACACGAUCGGCCGACUGAGACCCCAUUUCAUGACUCUUUGUGUGCCUAGCAUUAAUUGUAGCCUGCCUGAAAAUCAGCACAGGUAUAUCGAGAACUACGUCUGCACCGAGAACAUCUCGACCAGACUUCUAAAGGAGAUCAGAUUAUCCUUUCCCUCAGGACACUCGUCAUUCUCGGCCUACACGAUGAUCUACCUCGCGCUGUACUUACAAUUAAGGAUGACAUGGAAGGGUAGCAAGCUGUUGAAACACUUCCUGCAACUUCUGUGUAUACUUAUGGCCUGGUUCACGGCAUUGUCACGAGUUUCUGAUUAUAAACAUCACUGGAGCGAUGUUCUGGCCGGCUCGACCCUUGGUACCAUCGUGGCACUAGUCGUGGCGAACUGCGUGGCGAACCUGUUCAAAGAUCGGAGUCGUUGCUCGAUGGAUGAGAAACACCGUGCAGCCGAUUACGAAACAGGGGGCGGUACACAGGAAACUACAUUUACGUUAAACGGAACGCUGCUAAAUAGAAAAGAGUUCUCCGUAAUGUUGUAAAAAUGAAAAACGAGAUGGUGGAUUUUUUUUUUGGGAGAGAUAAAUAAACGAAGAGAGGAGCUACUCGAAUUACAAAACUGAUCUUUACGAUCAACGAUCGUCGCUGUACUUUGUUUAAAACUUAAAAUUAAGAGACAAUGUCAGAGGAAUUUCUGCGAGUUUCGUCCGUGCAGCUAAGCAUUACGAAACUUCGUUCUGUCUGAAAUGAAAAGUAUUCGAUUAAAAUAGGAAACAUAAUUAAGAAACGAUAGUAAUAGAGAUCCAGGAGGAGUGACACAAGAUUUUUUACGUGCAGUACAUUCCCAAUUUAUCAAUGAAACAAAUGUAACGCUAUACUCUUUCGACACCUUUUAGAUUUAGCGUAUUAUCUUCCUUCUCGAAUCGAAAAAUCGACGACGAAGUAUGUGGUUUGUUUCUUUUUUUUUUCUUUUUUUUUCUUUCAUACAUCUGCAGCCAAGUUCGAAAACAUUGUCGGAAUUGACCGAUAUGUAAAUUAUUGUAUCGUUCGAAACGUGCUACUGUAUUCUGAUUUACGAUUAGAAUAACGAAGCACUCUCCUUGUUAUUCGUAUGAACGGUUAAUUUUAUGUCUGCGUUAAGAUAUAAGUCGAGUGUAUUAUAAUAUCUUUAACAUAUUAUAUGUGUAUAUAAAUAUGUUAUAUUUUAAUGUCUUAUUGACCGUUGAUCUUGUUCCUAUGAUUGUAUUUCGCAAUUGAAAUUCGCGCGUAUGACGCGCGUGACAAAUAUAUUCUACUCUUUUUUUUUU